Messenger RNA from Capsella rubella, 1305 nucleotides. Its product is annotated as glucan endo-1,3-beta-glucosidase 2. The record is from RefSeq and is a predicted model, not a curated record. Gene Ontology annotation, biological process: carbohydrate metabolic process. Lineage: Eukaryota; Viridiplantae; Streptophyta; Magnoliopsida; Brassicales; Brassicaceae. The transcript is spliced from 2 exons. Gene Ontology annotation, cellular component: plasma membrane. Gene Ontology annotation, molecular function: hydrolase activity, hydrolyzing O-glycosyl compounds. The coding region runs from base 1 to 1146 and encodes 381 amino acids.
AUGAAGAAAAUGCACCUUUUCUCUUCUUAUCUCCUCCUCCUUAUCACGUUAACCGCCAUAGCUAUACCUUCGAUCACCUCCGCCACGACGAUCGGAGUCACCUACUCAACUCCAGGUUCAAUUUCCGGCACCGUACAACUCUCGCCGGACAGGAUAGCCGCUAAAGUCGUCUCUAUGAAGAUUCCGGCGGUGAGGCUCCUCGACUCAAAUCCGGCGAUGAUUCGUGCCUUCGCUUACACCAACGUAUCCCUCUUCCUCUCCGUACCGAAUCCUCUAGUUCCUCUACUCGCUUCGAAUCGUUCACUCGCGAUGCGUUGGGUCUAUCGCCAUGUGCUUCCGUUUCAUCCCCGGACCAAGAUCUCGAUCAUCUCCGUCGGGAACGACGUCAUUUCGUAUUCGCCGGAUGUAUCUCCGUUUCUCCUCCGUGCGAUGCAUAACGUUCAUCAGUCUCUCGUGGAUCUGAGAAUCUACAAGAUCUCUGUAUCGACGACGUUCUCGUUCUUCAACAUCGUGCCCACGGCGUUCCCACCUUCGUCGGCGCAGUUUCAGCAACCUAACGGCGAAGUGAUUAUCAGACCGAUUCUGCAAUUCCUCGAAAGAACCAACUCAUCUUUCUUGAUCAAUCUCUAUCCCUACAAUAUGUAUCGGUCUAGCUUCUCAAUUCCGAUUGGAUUUGCUCUUUUUGAGGAGUUCCCGUUUAAUUUCAGAGACGAUCUCACCACCGGAGUUAGAUACCGUAAUCUCUUUGAUAUGAUGGUUGAUGCUGUGAUUAGUGCUAUGGCUGUCAUGGGUCACGAGAAUCUUCCGGUGAUUGUUGCGGAGACUGGUUGGCCUAGCUCUGGAAUUGAUGCUAGUGAAGUAGAUGCAACGUUGCUGUACAGUGAGAUGUUCUUAAAAUCUUUGUUGACUCACUUGAGAAGCGGAUUUGGAACACCGUUGAGGAAAGAAGGUGUUUCUGAAGUUUACAUCUUUGAGCUUGUUGAGAAAGAUGCCAAGCAAGGGAUCAGGAACUGGGGACUUCUGCAUCAUAACAUGACUAGUAAGUACAGCUUUGAGUUCUCGGAUGGAGGCAAAGCCAGAAGAUUCAGUGAGCUUUUGAUCGGAUUCUUUAUGGGAGUGGUGAUGCUUUAUCUGUUGAUCAUGUAGAAGAGAGAGUAAGAAGGUGUAUACAAGACUAAAGAUACAAUGAAGAUAGAGAAGUAGCAGCCCACCAAGAAUCAUUUGACAUGGCAACAUAUAAACCCAAUGACCAAGAUCAUUCUCAUCUAUUACCAUGUCAUGUGAUUUAAUUAGCUUGAUUUUUGA